Naegleria lovaniensis is the source of this 1755-nucleotide messenger RNA. RefSeq lists its product as uncharacterized. The coding region runs from base 1 to 1755 and encodes 584 amino acids. The record is from RefSeq and is a predicted model, not a curated record. NCBI's taxonomy places the organism in Eukaryota, Heterolobosea, Eutetramitea, Acrasida, Naegleriidae. The transcript has 3 exons.
AUGAGUGAACCUCUCCAUCAACAACAAGACUCAUCGGCAGUACUGUAUCAUGCCUCCAUCAGCAAGGAGUCUUUGCAAUCCAAACUAGAUGAUAGGUCCUCAUCUACGAGUUCCGAUUCAAAAAAAACAAAAAGCUCUUCCAAAUCAACUGGUUUUACAAGUAGACUGAGUGAACAGUACUCAACCACCUUGAUUUCAUUGCUUUUUAAAAAGCCAAUUCCUCAAUGGCUGUUAUGGUUGUUUCAUGUCUACAUUAUUUAUGGGAGCUUGAGCGUGCCUUUCGAGAGGGCAUGUGACGAUAAAUCCAACAUGCUUAGAAGAUUUCCCUUAACUCAAUGUUGGAGCCAAACAAACAUUGUUUAUAUGGUCAUUGCCAUUAUAUUCAUCAUGGUACAAAUUCCGCUAUCAGUCAUUGGAUUAUUCAUCUUGUUCUCAUCUGCUGGCACAUUUCCCAAACAUCCAACCAUCAUUUCCAUGGACUCGUUUUUUUUCAUUGCCUUACUUUCAGUAGUGAACCAGGUCUACCUAUUCAUCUCACAAUUCAUACCUCCUGAUGGUGUUUUAGCAAGACCAAUAUUGAAUGUUGUUCUCUCCCUUGUGCCCCUAUCAUUUUUACUUUAUGAACGUCCAUUCACUUUUACAAGAAUGAACUCUCUGUAUUCUGGGAUUUUGUUUGCGAAAUGGGGUGGAUCAGUAGCGGCAAUUGUAGCAAUAACAGUGAACAAAUCUAACUCCCUAGAUUUAGGGUUGUCUUUCUUGUUAGGAAUUGGAUUAGGUUCUGUAUUGUUGUUGUUUGGAAUUGGAUUUGGUGUUGCAGAAUUGAUACAUUUCUUCAUGAAAACAAGAGCUCGCCAUGCUCGUGCACAGUUUGAUGAAAGUCAUGGCUCAGGAAAACAUAUCUUCAAUGACAACUUGUUGAGAUUGUGUUUUAAAUCCAAUUUAUUUUCAGAUGAAAUUGAUGAAGAGAUGCUGAAAUACGCCAAUAGCAGAAAAUCGAUCAUGUCCACCAAUGCUCUCAUAGCAAGUGCAGUAUAUACUCAUCGCUUCCAUGACAAUCCUCAACUAACCUUGGCAACGUUAAAAUAUGCAUUGAGGCAUUCUAACUUUAUUCAAAAAUUAGUCAUCAGAGCCAUGAUACAGGACAUUGAGCUCUAUUAUGGACUUCAAACGACUUCAGAAGUGCGUAGCUUGUUAGAGAAGACUUCUUUACUACAGGAGAAAUUGCUUCAAAUUCGAAAGCUGUUUUGGCAGUAUUUUGUGGCAAAUGAGGAUGACUAUGACAAAAUAAGCGACCUCGUAUAUUCCAUGUAUUCGAUUGAAAAAUCAAUUGUCAUGAUAUUUUCCCAUCUUUUAGCCAACUAUCCAGAGAAUCAAAAUAUCUUGAAACGACGAAACGUGUUUAUGCAAGAGUUUUUGUUUGAGAUUUCUUCACCUCUUACGGAACAGACCACUGGACGAUCAAGCACGGACUUGUAUGACGAAGAAAAACAGAAAACUAGAAAAGCAAUACAAGAUUUAAAGUUGCAAAAAAGACGUUCCACAUCCUUGUUAUUCACUGAAAAUGUAUACCGAGAAGCCAUCAACUCUAAAGUGGACACAAAAAAGACAAGUUGUUACUUUUUAACUGCUGAGCUUGUUUCCAUUCUAUUAAUUUUGGUGGUGCUGUUACUUGGCGUUUUUACAACUUUAGAAGGAAAUCACGUGCAGUUUUUGAAACAGAGUUGCGAUUUAAUACCUGUCCCUUUUCGUUGCUAA